Molecule: messenger RNA, 2164 nt
Organism: Tribolium madens (black flour beetle)
Lineage: Eukaryota; Metazoa; Arthropoda; Insecta; Coleoptera; Tenebrionidae
Gene: b
Product: cysteine sulfinic acid decarboxylase
Exons: 3
Coding region: 400-2073 (557 amino acids)
Biological process (GO): carboxylic acid metabolic process
Cellular component (GO): cytoplasm
Molecular function (GO): pyridoxal phosphate binding; carboxy-lyase activity
Source: RefSeq, a predicted model, not a curated record
UUCCAACGUGCUGAGAGGAAAAGUGAAAAAGAAUAAAUUUGGUGACUUUUCGGCUUAUUUUUGACGAAAUAAGUGCGUUUCUGGCUGAUGAACUCAAAAAUUGUUUAAAAUAAUAAAAUAAAAGUUUUCAUAACAUUUAUUUCAAAAAUAAACCGAAAUUAGCACUUUGUGGAAAUAGAAAAAGUGCGAUAUUUAAUUCGUGCGAUUUUUGAAAUGCAAAAUUUUUGCAAGUUUGUAACACUGAGCCUCGGGUUAGUGUACUUCCCCUCUCGGGAAAAACAUUAGAGGAAACAAGUGCGAAAAACCCGUGUCCAUCAAUGUCAGACGUCGCAAUUCCAUCGCCGCGAGGGAAAGUCCGCAACAAGGCCUCCACGUGACCUCACCUUUAAAACCUCGUCGAUGUCCCAUUCCUCGUCACUUGUGAAUCAGUCGUGCCCCCACGAGGAUCACCCCAUCAUGCCGGCGACAGGUGAACAAGACUUGGUGCAAGACCUCAUGGAAGAGCCCGCCACUUUCAGCGACGCCGUCCUCUCCUCCGACGAGGAAACCUACCCCCAGUGCUCCAAGCCCCUGUCCAUGUACCCCACACCCCCCAAACCGGUCUCGUUCGAGAGCCUCCCCAACAAGGACCGCCACGAGGAGUUCUUGCGCAAAUCCGUGGAGGUCCUCCUCAAGGAGGCGGUGUUCGAGGGGACGAGUCGCAAGAAUCGCGUGUUGCAAUGGAGGGAGCCGGAGGAGUUGAGGAGGUUGAUGGAUUUCGGGGUGGGGAGUGCGCCCUCCACGCACGAGGAGUUGCUGGAGGUGUUGAAGAGGGUUAUAACGUAUUCGGUUAAAACCGGGCAUCCGUAUUUUGUAAAUCAGUUGUUUUCGGCUGUGGAUCCGUAUGGUUUGGUGGCACAAUGGGCCACGGAUGCCCUCAAUCCCAGUGUUUACACGUAUGAGGUGUCACCGGUUUUUGUUCUUAUGGAGGAGGUGGUUUUGAGGGAGAUGAGGGCCAUUGUGGGGUUUGAAGGGGGAAAGGGGGAUGGGAUUUUUUGCCCAGGAGGGUCCAUUGCCAAUGGGUAUGCCAUCAGUUGUGCCAGAUACAGGUUUAUGCCCGAUAUUAAGAAAAAAGGCCUCCACUCUCUCCCCCGUUUGGUCCUCUUCACCUCCGAAGACGCCCACUACUCCAUCAAAAAACUAGCCUCUUUCCAAGGCAUCGGCACCGACAACGUCUACUUGAUCCGCACCGACGCCCUCGGUCGCAUGGACGUCUCCCACUUGGAGGAGGAAAUCUCCCGUUGCCUCCUUGAAGGCGGCGCCCCUUUCAUGGUCAGUGCUACCGCAGGAACCACCGUAAUCGGCGCCUUCGACCCCAUCGAAAAAAUCGCCGAUGUGUGUGAAAAACACAAAUUGUGGUUGCACGUGGACGCCGCAUGGGGGGGCGGCGCCCUGGUCUCACCCAAACACCGCCACCUCCUCAAAGGGAUCGAGAGGGCCGACUCCGUCACCUGGAACCCCCACAAGCUCCUCACAGCCCCCCAGCAAUGCUCCACUCUGCUCUUGCGACACGAGGGUGUCCUCGCCGAGGCACAUUCCACCAACGCCGCUUACCUCUUCCAAAAAGACAAGUUUUAUGACACGAAGUUCGACACGGGGGACAAGCACAUCCAAUGCGGCCGCAGGGCCGAUGUCUUAAAAUUCUGGUUCAUGUGGAAGGCAAAGGGCACCUCCGGUUUGGAGAAACACGUCGAUAAAGUGUUCGAAAACGCGAGGUUUUUCGUUGAUUGCAUCCGGGAGCGGGAGGGGUUCGAGAUGGUGAUUGCGGAGCCCGAGUUCACGAAUGUGUGCUUCUGGUAUGUGCCGGAGAGGCUGAGGGGGCGCAAGGGCGAGUCUGGGUACAGGGAUGAGUUGCAUAAAGUCGCCCCGAGGAUCAAGGAGAGGAUGAUGAAGGAGGGGUGCAUGAUGGUCACGUAUCAGGAGCAGAAAGGACACCCGAAUUUUUUCAGGAUUGUGUUUCAGAAUUCGGGAUUGGAGAAGGCCGAUAUGGUGCAUUUUGUCGAGGAGAUUGAGAGGUUGGGGCGAGAUCUUUGAAAAGUAUUAUAAAAAUGUAAAUUUUCAUGUAUUUAUUCUCAUUAGUUGUAGUUUAGUUUAAUUUAAGUUGAAAUAUAUCAAAUUGAAACAA